AUGAUAUCAUCAUCACUGGGUGACGAAUUCGACUACAUUAUCAUCGGUGCCGGCAUUGGAGGCCUUGUCGUUGCAUCCAGGCUGAGUGAAGAUGACACUAAAAGCAUUCUUCUGAUCGAGGCCGGUCCCGAUUGUGCAGGAGAUCCACGAGUUGAGAUACCAGGCCUGGUGACAACCUUGUAUGGGGAUGACAAACUGGACUGGGGAUUUAUGAGCGAGCCUCAACUGGAAGUCAAUGGCCGGCAAAUCCCCCAACCGCGAGGACGCAUGUUAGGCGGGUCAUCUGGGCUCAACUUUUCCAUGAUCAUGUAUCCCUCGGAUCAGGACUUUGAAGCCUGGCAGAAACUAGGAAACGAACUAUGGAGUGCAGAGACUAUGGCUCCUUAUGUACGGAAGUUCCACAGAUAUAAACCUCCAGAUCAAGUUAUUAUCGAUCAAUUGGGGUUGGAUGGUUAUCUAGAUCCUAGCAAGCAGGGAUGCAGUGGUCUGUUGCCGGUCUCUUUCCCAUCCACGUACGGUAUAUUCAACCGUGCUUGGAAUGAGACUUUUGCAAGACUCGGCUGGCAAAACUCGGAUGACCCAAUUCUGGAGUCUAAAAUGGGCGGAUUUACAUGCCCCUUGUCUGUGAACCCUGAAGUUUCAACCCGCGGAUCGGCCAACGCGUAUCGUAUAGAGCGAGCUAAUUUGUUGUUGCUCACGGAAACAAGAGCUGAACGCAUUAUUUUUGCCUCGGAAGACAAGUCCAAUGGGCAGCGCAUUGCAACAGGUGUCCAAAUAGCUGGUGUCGGUGGACGAAAGUUAGUCUCGGCGAGGAAAGAAGUGAUCCUCUGUGCGGGCAGCCUGCAGUCUCCUCAACUGCUUGAGAUUUCAGGAAUUGGGAAUGCAGAACUCUUGCAGAAACAUAACAUUCCCGUUAUUGUGAACUUGCCCGGUGUUGGAGAAAACCUGCAAGAUCAUUGUAUCUCAUCGAUCAGCUACAAAGUCAAUGAUGACCAGGUCUCAGGAGACAUCCUGCGGGAUCCGCGCGUCGCGCAAUCUGCUAUGGAGUUGUAUCAGAAGACCAAGACGGGACCUAUGGUCGGCAUGCCUAUCAGUGUGGCGUAUCUUCCCCUUGUAGACGGCUGUCAACGUGCAUCAGCGGAAGAUCGUCGUCACAUAAUCAAUGCACACCAAAGUGCGCCGACGCCGCACAACAGCAUUUCUUUGGGCACACAAACCCAGAAUACCAUUAUCUCCUCGAUGCUUCGGGAUAGCGCAGAGGCUGCCGCUGAAUACAUCUUUCUCCCACUCCAACUACACGCCAACCGCGGUGCGACAAGCAUGGCAGAUCUGUUCGAAAAGAAGGCCGACGGAAACUAUAUUAGCAUUCUAGCUAUGUUGUCUCAUCCAUUUUCUCGGGGAACCGUUCAUAUAAAUUCAGCGAAUAUUGACGAUAAGCCCGUCUUCGAUCCAGGAUACCUCAGCCAUCCAUUGGAUUUGGACAUUCUCGCGCGUCACACACAGUUUAUUGAACAGAUCGUGCGGACGGAGCCGUUUCAGUCACUCAUCCAGCCAGAUGUCCGGAUUCCGGAUAUAAUUACAAGUCCGAAUUUAUCAUCAAAUCUGGAGGUUGCCAAGUGUGUGGUGAAAGACCGACUCCUUUCAUGCUUUCACCCUGCAGUUACCUGCUCUAUGAUGCCUGUUGAACUAGGAGGAGUAGUGAAUGAUCAGCUCAAGGUGCAUGGCACGAGCAAUCUGCGAGUGGUUGAUGCUAGUAUUUUUCCAAUAGAGCCGAGUGGCAAUAUUCAGGCGACUAUUUAUGCAGUCGCCGAGAGAGCGGCAGAUCUCAUUCAAGGCAAAUGA
Molecule: messenger RNA, 1842 nt
Organism: Penicillium nucicola
Lineage: Eukaryota; Fungi; Ascomycota; Eurotiomycetes; Eurotiales; Aspergillaceae
Product: GMC family oxidoreductase
Exons: 1
Coding region: 1-1842 (613 amino acids)
Molecular function (GO): flavin adenine dinucleotide binding; oxidoreductase activity, acting on CH-OH group of donors
Source: RefSeq, a predicted model, not a curated record